AUGAACGUACGUCAUAAUCAUAAUGAUGCGGUGAGCUUGCGAUGGAUGAGGAAAAAUCGUCGCAAGAUUAUCAUUCAAGUAGUUAAAGUUGAAGUUCUUACUGGUGAACAUCUCUUCAGAAUAAAAACUAUCAUCAUGUUCGGGAAGUGUGAACAUCAUUUAAAAACUGAUUCCCAAGAAAAUAGUAAUCGGUGCAUUCGCUGGAUUGGCUAUUUUAAUACUUAUCAUAACAGCGUGCAUAAGAUAAAAUUCAUAAGCGCAUCGCCUCUAGGAAAAUUCCAAAAGGCUGGAGUAUCUUCAACCGGACAAUGUGCAGAAGUAGGAAAUAGUAUCCUUAUAAAAAAUGGUUCUGCUGUCGAUGCUGCAAUUGCUACACAAUUAUGCGAAGGAGUCGCGUCUCUUAACAGUAUGGGUUUAGGCGGUGGAUUUUUAAUGACAAUCUGGGAUGCAGAAAAUCAAAGAGCUGAAUUUUUAAAUGCCAAAGAAAGCGCUCCGGCUAAAGCUACCAAAGAUAUGUUUGUGGGUAAUCCUCAGGAAUCUAAAAAAGGUGGAAAAGCUAUCGCAGUUCCCGGAGAAAUUUUAGGAUACUGGGAAGCUCACAGAAAGUACGGAAGACUUCCUUGGGCGGAUUUAUUCAUUCCCACGAUCCAAUUGUGUAAAAGAGGAGUUUUAGUGACUGGUUAUUUAGCUAAUGUAUUAAAGAUGAAAUCAGUUGAUAUCAAAUCAGAGCCCACUCUAGCUGAAAUUCUUAUCAAUCCACGAACUAACACCACGUGGACUGCAGGAGACAGAUUAAAGAGACCUCAAUUAGCAGAAACUAUGAAGUUAAUAGCUCGGUAUAAUGCCAGUAUUUUUUACAAUGGCACUAUGGGUGAAAAAGUUGUCAAAGAGAUCCAAAGCUUAGGUGGUAUUAUUGACAUGGAAGAUUUACAGAAUUACAGAGUUCAAUGGAAGAAACCGAUAACAUCCAAUUUCGGUGAUUUAACGAUGCACACUGCAGCAUUACCUGGUUCGGGAUCACUGCUGACAUUCAUGCUUAAUGUUCUCGAAAACUUAGUUUCAAUGAAUAUAACUGAAGAAACAUUCUGGCAGCGAAUCCUCGAAACCUUCAAAUGGGGAUACGCUCAUCGGACAAAACUAGGAGAUGAUAAUUUUGUUAAAACAGAUGAUUUAACGCGGAAUUUAACGUCUAAAAAAUACGCCGAAGAAAUUCGCCGAAAAAUAGUUGACAAUUGGACGAGUAAUGAUCCCAAGUUUUAUGGAACUGAGACUGACAGUCCAAUGGAUUCUGGAACUGCUCAUGUUUCCGUACUUGCUCCGGAUGGAUCCGCUGUUUCUGUAACAUCGUCAAUUAAUACUAUGUUUGGUUCACUGAUACGUUCGAGGUCUUCUGGAAUAAUAUUUAACAAUCAAAUGGAUGAUUUCAGCACGCCAAAUCUUCCCAACGGAUACGGCUUGCCUCCUUCUCCAACUAACUUUAUAGAACCGGGCAAGCGACCGCUUAGUUCGAUGGUUCCAACGAUUAUUGUCGAUAAAAGUGGACAAGUUCAAUUAGUUGUCGGCGCCGCAGGAGGUUCAAAAAUUACCACAGGAGUUGCAUUGACCAUAGUAAUGAACCUCUGGCGUGGAUAUAACAUCAAAGAAGCUAUCGAUAGUCAUCGACUUCAUCAUCAAGCUGCAGUGUCAACAAAUGGACGAGAAUGCGCGGAUAUAGGAAAUAGUAUGCUUCUUAAAAAUGGAACCGCAGUCGAUGCUGCAAUAGCAACAUUACUAUGUGAAGGAGUCGCAUCGCUUCACAGACUACCCUGGGCAGAUUUAUUCACACCAACGAUUAAAUUGUGUGAAGAAGGAAUUGAAAUGAAUCAUUAUCUCGAUGAGAGAUUUAAAAAUAAAAUAUCUUAUAUCCGGGCAGAGCCUACUUUAGCUGAAAUUCUUAUCAAUCCACAAACAAAUUCAACUUGGACUAUUGGAGAUCGAUUAAAAAGACCUAAAUUAUCUGAAACAUUGAAGGUCAUAGCUAAACACAAUGCCAGUAUUUUUUACAAUGGCAGCAUGGGUGAAGAAAUCGUUAAAGAAAUCCAAGGCUUCGGAGGAAUCAUUGACAUGAACGACUUACGGAAUUACAGAGUUCAAUGGAAAGAUCCAAUUACAUCCAAGCUCGGUAAUUUAACGAUACACACUGCGGGAUUACCUGGCUCGGGAUUAAUAUUGACGUUCAUACUCAAAGUCCUCGAAAAAAUACUUCCGAUGGAUAUUAGCAAAGAAACAUUCUGGCAGCGUAUCGUUGAAACCUUCAAGUGGGCAUACGCUCAUCGGACUGAACUAGGUGAUGAUAGAUUCGUUGAGCUGGAUAGUUUGAAACGCAAUCUCACGGCUGAGAGCUACGCCGAAGAAAUACGACUAAAAAUUAAAGACAAGUGGACGAGUAAUAAUCCUAAAUUUUAUGGUGCAGUAACUGCGACUCCGACCGAUUCUGGGACUGCACAUGUUUCCGUAGACGACAAAGGAGAGGUUCAAUUAGUUGUCGGCGCAGCUGGAGGCACAAAAAUAACAACUGGAGUAGCAUUGACAAUAAUAUUAAAUCUUUGGCGAGGACACACUAUCAAGGAAGCUGUCGAUGCUCGAAGACUUCACCAUCAACUACUACCUAUGAGACUUGAAGCUGAACCAAAGUUCGAUGAACAAAUAUUAGAAUUUUUAAAGAGUCUUGAACAUAAUGUUUCUUUCUACGGAGGUCUAGGAAGCGCAGUCGCGGCAAUAUCGAAAAUAAAUCAUCCAGGCGUGACAGCAAACUCUGACUACCGGCGAAUCGGAUCAGUCGCUGGUUUUUAA
This is a messenger RNA of Cotesia congregata, 2832 nucleotides long. The record is from the annotation of a GenBank genome assembly. NCBI's taxonomy places the organism in Eukaryota, Metazoa, Arthropoda, Insecta, Hymenoptera, Braconidae.